This is a messenger RNA of Acanthaster planci (crown-of-thorns starfish), 5172 nucleotides long. Its product is annotated as anthrax toxin receptor 2-like. The record is from RefSeq and is a predicted model, not a curated record. Gene Ontology annotation, molecular function: signaling receptor activity. Gene Ontology annotation, cellular component: membrane. NCBI's taxonomy places the organism in Eukaryota, Metazoa, Echinodermata, Asteroidea, Valvatida, Acanthasteridae.
UUUAUCUCUACGACCCUGGCGUGCGAAACGGCACCAAUCAUUACUGUCAGACUGCUUUCACACUUGGGUUUUGAUUUGGUGCUGAAAAGCUGCGCUUGAGUGAAAGGGGCAACCUCCGUUGUAAAUCAUCUAUUCUGACAGUGUUGUGCCCACCGUCAGUCUACCUCGACACGCAAAGUUUAACAAAGCCCAGCCGACCUACAAAACGAAAAGCCCUCACAACGAUAUCAUUGACUUCUGUCACUCGUUGCACAAAAGGUCUGGGAGUCUGUUUUCACAGCAGGGGUGCAGGCUGUGUGCAUGUUACCCGGACAGAUCCUGCAGUAUUUUCCAUAUACCGACUUGUAUCGGCAAACCAGCUACCAGCUGCGAGGAUAACACGAAGGAACGUAAAAGUACACGUAAUCGGAGCCCGAUCGGGGUCAAAGGAUUUAUUGUUGAAAUCAUCACCGUCUUUGUACGUAGUGCACUGAAGGCCCCGUGGUUACUUGGUAUAUGAGUCAUCGUUUCCCAGGCACAGCAGAAUUUUGGUAGAGGAACUCAUACUGAAGGGCCAGAUCGGAACACGCGACCACUCUCAUUCAACGAGCACACCUGUACACAUUGCAAACUUUUCGCAGUCCGGUAUUAAACCAUCACUCAUCAGUACUACUAUCUUAUUCAAUUUGUCUACCCCGAGAUGUUAGUUAGUAGUACGAGAAUGUUCCGUCAGCAGCAAUUCCACCGUGUGCCCGCUGUGUUGUCUGCCGUCUUGUUGACGCUCCUCACCGCCCAUGCGGCAACCCUACCCCCUAACGUCAAUUUCUUGGCCGGACCAAAUGAAGCACAAUGCAGUGGGGGUUUUGAUCUGUACUUCGUACUAGACAGAUCCGGAAGUGUUACAAAUGAGAACUUUCAGAGACAAACAGUGGACUUCGUGGAGACAUUACUUCAAAGUUUCACAAGUUCAAAGAUGCGAGUUUCGUUCGUCACAUUCUCAAGUCGAGAUUCUUCCAGCGUAAUUAUGCGGCUUACUCGAAACAGAAACGUUAUAGAGGCUGGCAUUAAAGAUUUGCGUCAGCUUGGCACCUCGGGAGGAACUUAUUUACAGAAGGGUCUAGAAUUGGCCAAUCAGCAGAUAAGAGAAUCAGAUGACGGUACAGCAAGUGUCAUUAUAACUUUGACCGAUGGAAUCUUGGAUGACAGAAUUGAGGCUGCGAAAGAGGCAGAAAUCUCACGCUCCCUUGGCGCCAAGAUCCUGGCAGUUAGGGUGGGAGAAAGCAGCGUGCGAGAUCUCCAGAAGGUAGCUGACCCACCCGCCAAGGAACACAUCUUCCGCGGGGAUACCUUCGAUGAUCUGCAGUCGAUUAUCAUUCAGAUUGUCAAUACUUCUUGCAUUGAGAUUCUCUCUGCUUCUCCGACAUCCAUCUGUGCUGGCGAGGCAUUUAAUGUCAGCAUCACCGGCAACGGCUUCACCAAAACGGAUGACAUCAGUAAGGUCAUCUGUAACUUCAGGCUCAAUGACACAGAUAAUCAAGAGGUGCAUCCGAUCACUGUAUCAUCCAGCUACCUCUUGUGUCCAGCUCCAAAGAUUGCAACCCCUGGCAGCUUUGUGGUGUUGCAAGUGUCUGUCAAUGGAAUAUCCUUUAUUUCAAGCAAUGUGACCAUCAUGGCCAGAGACUGUACUCAGCCUGAUGUUACUGGCGCUGUCUUGGGGGUUCUCCUGACAUUCCUUAUUCUUGGCUUGUUGGCCUUGUGGUGGUUUUGGAAUAUCCUCUGCUGCGUAGUUGUGAAGGCUCCCCCUUCACCUCCACCCCAGGAGCCCGAGUCGCCCUCCGGCAAGAAGUGGCCGGCAGUCAACGCCUCGGUGUACGGUGGUGGGGGGAUAGGUGGUAUGAAACCAGUCACGGUCCGCUGGGGUGACAAGGGAUGCACAGAGGGAGGGUCCCACCUGGAGAAGGCCAAGGAUGCCAAGGUCGUCAAGGAGGUUGAUGAGACACCAGCAGCUAUGAGACACGGAGCCCCGGGAUGCAUGGAUAACUUCAAGAAAGCACUAACUGCCUGCUUCACCCCAGUUAAAUCUCUUUAUGAUCGGAUAUCUGUCAUGAGACCUGCUCCAGGACAAAAGGGAUGUUGUUGCCGAGUUGAGAAUGGGCCCGUCCGCAUCUAGAUGACGGCCAGCCUGAGUGCUUGGACGAGAAGAUUUUUUUUCUGAAGAGGGUAGUAUGUGAAAACAUCGGUCAUCUGGAAGGAUUUCUCCCGCUCAAAAGGAACAGGGCUAUGGUCACCACCUUUUCUUUGUUAUACUUGAAAAGGAGGCCAUGCUGCAGCUAUGCAGUGUUGAUGUUGCAAAUGUGGAUUUUCUCUCUCUCUCUCUUUUGUAAUAUUUUCAUUGUGGUAUAAAAUUCGGCAAUUUCACAGACUGGAUUGACUUGUUUGGAUUUUGAAACAAACAAAGAUUUGAAGGAAUUCUCUUUUUUGUACCAGCAUUGAGUAUUGCAAGAGGUAAUGAAAAUUAAAAAUUACCAAAACAGUUUUGGUACUUGAGCUCUGUAUUUCAGUACUCAUUUUGAACAAAAGUGAAUAGUAGCGGCUAAUUGUAAAAGUUUGUUUAAACAUGUUUUUAAUGUUUGAGGCAGACGGGGCUUAUGGAGUCAGCCUUGUGAAUGCCCUCAUGGAAUGUGCACGGAAGUGAAGUUGUAGUUUUGGUUUGUUUUUUUUGUUUUUGUUUUUUUUGUUUUUGUGUUCAUUUUGUUUACAUUUAUGCAACAAAACAGCUGUAAAGAAUGUCUGUACUCGGUUGACAUUACUUUUGAAAAUGGCAGAUAACAGUAAAGUCUACCAUCUUAAUUUUGCCUCGUACAUUUAAAAAUCUGUGACCAUGUUAACCUGACAAUUUUUCAAAUGUAAUAUAGCAUUAUACAGAUAUAGCAUUAUACUGCUCGAUGCCUUAAACUAGUUGUCCAGUUUUCCAGUACCAUAUUGUACAUACAUUUAAUUUAAAACUAUAACCUCAGUCAAAGUUUGUGCAAAAUACGAACUGGAUUCGUAUUUUGAGCUUGGUGGUGUGUAAUAUACUAUAAUUGCUGGCAAUUGUAAAGAUAACAAUCGUUUAAAGGUAACGCCCCUAUGGCUUUUAUUCCCUACCUGCCACACCCCCUUACGUACGUAGACAUGUGAUGUAACAAGGUGCGCAGUAGUCCAUUUUGGUAGUUCAUUAACGUAUGUUCAUUGUUCGUUGGUGUGGAAUUUUAAAAAGCCGUGGUUAGUCAGUCUGCUGGGUGCUCUUUGUAAUGGAGGUGUGGGGUUCUAGUGCAUGGCGCCAUGCCGUGACCAAGAGUUUUUGGAAGUACAUUACCACGGUAAGAAUACAAACCAUUUUUAACCUCCUAUUUGAUGAUAUCUUGGAAGUAGUUACCCUGAGGACACCUCUCCCAUUAUGGCAUUUUUCAGAUUGUCCAGAAAUCUCUUGUUAAUUGUGUAAAUGUUGAAGAAAAGCCUGGUGCUGUAGAUCGAAAUGUCUAUUUCACUACCGUGAAAGCUUCGCCGGACACAGGUCAUCACGUGUGAAUGGUGUGUCAUUGUUUCAUUUUGCUCAACUGUUGCUCCUGACUAUGGCCACAGUUUGGUGAUGAAAGGUUUUUCUUGUGACGCUUAGAUUUUGGUCUGAUUCCUGUGGUUCAUGCACUUACAAUCUGUGGACAGGGGCAAUCUCCAAUACAGGGCUGAAAAGCUCGCUUGGUAGAGUAUUGUCACGAUGUUCCCGCAGCUCUGGUCAGCUUCUUUUCUCCCGAUACUCUCUAUUCUUCAAAUACGUCCUGGCUUAGAUUUGUUUAUUUGGAUGUUUUAUGUUUGAUAACCUGACUGUUGCAGGUCUGAGUGCUGGAUAACGUAUUUUACAUCAUUUUAAUGUGAACAUCACAAUUUGUAGUCUUUAUGGUCAUUGUGAUUACUGUUCACGAGUCUUACAAUGCCAUAAUAAUUGAAAGAGUUAGGUAGGUAUCUGGCUACCAUAUUUUUUUUUCUAAAUUUCAUAUUUGAAAUGCUGAAUGGACCUUGUCAGUGAAAGCACAAGGUACUGUGGAAAUAUUUUUAAGCUUGGUGGAUACAGAACUCCUGCUUAUUAUAUCAAUCAAAAUAGCUUAGAUCUAGGCAAAAGGGUCACAUAGGGAUGGGGGUUGUGGUUUGAACGGUCAGACUCGUAGACAACCAACAAAACACACAGCAGUGAGGAGACCAGUCGGUUUUCAGUUAUUUUAUUGGUUCAUCUCGAACCUCACAGCUUCUUUAUGAGCUGACAGAAAUUCUAGCUGUUUUUGUUAUUUCAUUAUACAGAGAUAAAUUCUUACAGAUGUUUCUUUUUGUCCCGGGUUUUGUAAAUAAAGUUGAACGACCUAGAUGAUUAUACUUCCACUAAUAUGUUGGUUUUAUGAAAUUUGCUGUGAGAGCUGGAAGUUCCCACUGUCAGAUUACUUUGGCAAAACUCGGUUACCGGUACUUUCCUUGUUUUACAGUGAUAAUUCUUGGCACUCUUUUCCUUGCUGCGAGUAAGUCUGAAUUAGAUACAGUGUUUGUGAAUAGCCAAAUUUGUUUUCAGUGUGUUAUCAAUUACUUUCCGUGAUUUUCAUGAUGAUCAAUUUUACAAGUUCAAUUUUACAAGUUUGAUCCAAUUAGUACGAAGAGCUAAGGGAUUAAUCCUAUCAGUUUUGUUCCGUAUUUAUGUUUAGUUUCCUUUGUGAUUGACAAUAAUGCCUUUUUUUUGCGACUUGAGAAGAAUGCAUUUCAGAAAUUCAUUUUGUCGUCCUACACAGAGUUUCAAAUAAUUUUUUUCCAAUAAUUGAAUCAGUCACUGAAUAUUUCUUAUCCAGCUGCUUCCAUCUGGGAAGUCUUUGAAUUUUCAACAAACUUUAUCAGAACGCUGCUGCUGUAUGGUAACCAAUCAUGGUUUUUUGUAUAUUCAAAAUAGUCAGCUUUUAUCUGUUGCAGCUUUUAUCUGUUGCUGACUAUUCAAUUCAUGCACUGAAAUUCAUGGUGAGGAGGAUAUCAACCUCUGCGUGCAAAGCUGUGUGUCGCUUCACUCUUUCUGGACAUAAUGUCAAGCUUGUCCCGUUUUCAAUAUGUACUUGGCGUCAGUCGGUGAGACUUUUUUUGUGAAUAAAAUGUGAUGCACUUGCCCCGUGCCAUGUGGCUGCA